AUGGCCUCAGUAGUCUUGCUCUCCGUACAGGUGGCAAUUCCAAUGAAACUCGCUUCGAUGACGAUUGCCCGUUCGCUAAGGAAGGUCCUUUGCGUUCAAGAGUUGAAGAAGGUACCCAGCGUAAAGGAUAAUACCUCAACUCCACCUGUUGUCGCUGUAGCUGGUGAUAACGACCCCAAAAAUUAUGACUGCCGCGCGCUCCAAAUAGAGCUUGACAGGAUGUAG
Cylicocyclus nassatus is the source of this 225-nucleotide messenger RNA. The record is from the annotation of a GenBank genome assembly. NCBI's taxonomy places the organism in Eukaryota, Metazoa, Nematoda, Chromadorea, Rhabditida, Strongylidae.